Messenger RNA from Protobothrops mucrosquamatus (brown spotted pit viper), 2306 nucleotides. It is a transcript of the gene NSG1, whose product is annotated as neuronal vesicle trafficking associated 1. The record is from RefSeq and is a predicted model, not a curated record. Gene Ontology annotation, molecular function: clathrin light chain binding. The transcript is spliced from 4 exons. Gene Ontology annotation, cellular component: membrane; endosome. Gene Ontology annotation, biological process: endosomal transport; G protein-coupled dopamine receptor signaling pathway; clathrin coat assembly. NCBI's taxonomy places the organism in Eukaryota, Metazoa, Chordata, Lepidosauria, Squamata, Viperidae. The coding region runs from base 1 to 540 and encodes 179 amino acids.
AUGAAACCUAGCUCAAAAAUUGCCAAAGAGCAGGCGGAUGCAGGCGUUAAGAGCAACUCUGGUGGGGCGGCUGUGCUGGUGACGGCUCUUUUGUUGGUGUUCACUGAAAAGGUGGUGGUGAAGACAAAAACGGAGUAUGAGCCUGAUCGAAAGAAAGGGAAAUUUCGUUCUCCCAGAAUUGCAGAAUUCACAGUCAGCAUCACUCAAGGCAUCUCAGAACGUUUUAAGGUGACUGCCCUGAUCCUGUUUGCCCUGGCGUUCCUUACCUGCGUUGGGUUCCUGGUGGUCUACAAGGUCUAUAAGUACGACCAAGCCUGCCCAGAAGGUUUCGUCUUCAAGAACAAUCAAUGCAUUCCGGCUGGAUUGGAGAGUUACUAUUCUGAACAAGACUCUAGCGCUCGAGGAAAGUUCUACACGGUGAUCAACCACUACAACCUGGCCAAGCAGACCAUCACCCGGUCAGUUUCUCCAUGGAUGACGGUGCUUUCGGAAGAGAAACUUUCUGAGCAGGAGACGGAGGCAGCUGAGAAAUCUGUUUAGGAGAAUGAGUCUGAUGGAGAAGGGGUCUGGAGGUGAUUUUCAUGGAAUGUCUCAUUGUUAGGAUCACUUAGAGGUUGCUCAUAAUUUAUGGUGUAAUUGCUUUGGUUGCCGACAACUGCUUUGCGAAAGGGAGCAACGAAAAAGAAAGUGGGCCACCAAUGCGGGUCCAGCGCACAUCAGCCUUCCCGUAGAGCUCUAGCACCGAUUUCUCUUUCGGUGGCAUCGAACUUAGGCACAUUCUUGUAAUUCAGACAUCUGGCCAGAGUCACUCAGGCAGGGCCUGUCGGCGUGAGGCAGCCUCCUCUGCUGCGUCCGCCCUGGUGUUUCCCUUCCCUUUAAAUCGGCUCCGAAAUCCAAAUAUUCGCGGGAAAUAAAACUGGCCUGAUUUUGCUCACUACAUCCAUUACCUUCAGGCUUAAUUGCUUCUGUUGUAGCACGAACUUCACUGUUUCCACUACAUUAAAGAAUCUUGUGCAAACGAAAUAGAAAUUAGACAUUCGAGAGCUAUAUGGUUUUAAUGACAGAUUAGGCGUUUCAACUAAAGGGCAAGAAUAUAAAGGACAAACUAUUCUGAGGGUUAGCGGAUAAACAAGAUAGAAACUCCUUAGAUGUAGUCCACAAUGCAAUCUGUGUAACUAGAAAGGACGUAUUUUAUUAGAACGGCCUCUUUCGCAAACCUUAAGCUGGUACAACAGUGCCCUUUGCUGGCAGCAGCGUUUGUCGGCCUGCCCUGAAGAGACAUCGGCUCCCUUGAGCUCGGGGGGGACUCUGGCGUCAGCUGAGGAAGGAAGUGCCUCCAAUGAGGGCAGCAUCCAGGCUGAAAAGGCACGCAGGGAGGGAGGGAGAGGCUGCUUUCUGGACGUAAUAAGCUAAGCACGCACAAGGCCAGGUACACACUUAUUACGCUUGUCCGACUCCUAAAUUAUGAAAUUUAUGAUGUUCGAAUGCUUCUCUGCAGUCAUUGUCGAUUCCUUCCCAGAGAGUUUGGGAAGGCUGCCAGAGCCCCUGCAGCAUAAGCGUCCGAGGGCACCAGCCCGCUAGGACGACACGCGUCAAUCUGACCAGCUUCCCCACCGCUAAGCACUGUAGGGAUAGAACAGCGGCUUAUUUUAAUCUGCGAAUCUUCCCCUAGGAUGGGAGAUGGCUGGAAAAACAGGGCCCCGCACUAGGAAGACCCUCCGUCAGAUUCUGGCGUUGGCUUGUCUGCUGUUCUUCAAAUUACAGGUUGUAGUUAAAAACUGCUGUCCUUUUUGUUCUUCUGAAUGUGUUAUUUCCCAGUGGAAUGUCAAAAGUUUCAUCAAUUUUACCGAAACACACUUUAAAAUAAUCAAAAUAUCUUUUUUCCCCCUGUACUUGUAGUAAGGCAAACAUGGUUCUAGGUUAUAUUUCCUUCCAGAACUUUUCUUCAUCAAUCUACUUGGAAAUGCCAUUUAUGGUUUCAUUGAAAGUUUUAAUAUUAAAUAUAGUCACAUAUUGUACAAUUUUUGGUAUAUAAUCGCUGCUGUGUGGAAUACAUAAAAAGCAAUAACUUAUGUGCCAAAUCCUUUGUUUGCAUCGAGUUCUCUCUUGUACACACAAUAUACCAUGUUUGUAUUCCCUAGUAGUCAGUACUUUUACUGAAUCCACAUGUAACUUUUGACAUUUUCACUCUGUGUAAAAUAAAAUAGUAUGCUCAAACUCCGUAUGUUUAAAUAGAUGUUUGCUGCAGUGAAGGGGAAAAGGAAGGAUUCCGAUCACCCUACUUGCAAUAAAACCCUCUUCUAAAA